AUGGAACACAAGAAUAAGUUAAGGGCUACUGCAAGUUGUGAAGGUGAAAGAGUUCAUACUGAGAGACUGGUGGACAGAUUCAGUAAUCUUCCACUGGAAGUUGCCCAUCACAUUCUUUCGUUCCUUGAUAUAGAAGAGCUCACUCGUUUCAGUUGUGGGUCCAAAGGAUGCAGGGAGCUUUCUCUGUCAGCUCCCUCAUUGAAUUUUUGUUUUUCAUCGGUGGAUACGUCCACUUGUGAGCUUAGGGUGAAGUUGUUGAACACAUUGGAUAGGUUCUUGUUUCAUCGUCGGGAUAAUAAGAUACAGUCGUUUUACCUUUUUUGGGAUGGUCACUACAUAGAGGAGGGCAAUUACAAAGUAUGCUACUUAUGUAGUAAUGAGAAUUUUCGAAUCACCACAUGGAUCCACAAUGCAGUGAGGUGUAAUGUUGAAGUGCUUUGUCUUGACAUCUUGUUAUGUGAUUUUGAGGAGGAAGGGUUGGCAUUUCCAUCUUGCGUCUUUCUUUCCACAUCGUUGAGGUCUCUAAAUGUGGUGCAAAUGAAGGGCAUCAUUAUUGCCUUUUCCUCUAAUCUCAGUUGCUUGGAGUUGGGGGAGCUUGACAUAGAAGAUGAGGCGUUUUUCAAAUGGAGGAUCUCAUGUUCCUGCAAAUGCAUCAAGCAAUUAACUGUUGCCGGAGUUCGAAAUAUAACAAGUAUCGCCAUUGAAAGCCUGUCUUUGGGAUUUAAUUUUUAUGAUCCCUAUGGGUCUCAAAUCUGCCAUCUUAAAAUCUCAGGUGAGAAACUUGAAAGCAUAAGGAUCGAUUGGGGAUUUUUUUUAUCCGCUGACCACUCAUUAAAUAUUUUUGCUCCAAAUCUAAAUUUUUUGCGUUGGGUUGGGAAUGUCAUGAAUCACCCAAACCUUGGAGAAUUAGAAUGUUCGGAAGAAGCUUAUAUUUUUCUGGAUCCUAAAGUAGAUGACUUUGAAAACGUAUUUGAGGCUCUUCGCAGUGUACGCAGGGUUGGAGUUCUUGGUCUAAAUGAAGCAACCAUUAAGGUAAAGAGAAUCAGUUCCCUCUAUCCCGCUAGACUCAAUUUCUGUUUUGUUGCAAAAACUAGAGCAGUUUGA
This is a messenger RNA of Prunus armeniaca (apricot), 1104 nucleotides long. The record is from the annotation of a GenBank genome assembly. Lineage: Eukaryota; Viridiplantae; Streptophyta; Magnoliopsida; Rosales; Rosaceae.